Messenger RNA from Gryllus bimaculatus (two-spotted cricket), 5266 nucleotides. The record is from the annotation of a GenBank genome assembly. Lineage: Eukaryota; Metazoa; Arthropoda; Insecta; Orthoptera; Gryllidae.
GGCGCGCAAUGCGUUUGAUACGACAGGUUGUGGCAGGGCUGUGACUUGUCACUGAAGCGGGAGGUACGAUAUUGCACUCGAAGUUUAUCAAAGUUAUAUUUCUAGAAAUGUUUUGGAUUGUUUUGUGUUUACGUAAGAUUAUCUGUCGGUGAAAUACUCCGUGGUGGACCCAAAAUGCGCCGCAGUCUUGCGCCCAGCCGAGUACUGAAAAGGCAGUCGGGGGAGGAGGACGACGAGGAAAAGGGCACUGUACUGCUAUCAAGGACUGCGAAAAGAUGCCCAAAGGAGGCCGUGGUCAUUUCAAGAACACCUCUUUCACCCCUUGGGUGUAAAAAACCUGUGAACAUUAUGGUAACAGGAGAAAGUGUAUCGAGUCAUGAAGAAUUCAUUCGGAAAUUGUUGUCAAAACCAUUCAAAAUCCCAAUUGCUAAUUACCAGGGAUCCAGUUUUGGUUCCAAAGUGUUAGGAAUAGGAAGAACUAAGUUUAGACGUGCCUUACAUGAUCCUAAUGAGCCAGGUGCUUUGGUUUUAUAUUCUCCUCCAGAACUAAGUGAACACGAUAAACUCAAAGUGGAUGUUGACAAACAGCUUGUUCAUGUUGUUGUUGAUCCAAUUUUAUCAAACAUUCUGAGACCCCAUCAACGGGAAGGUGUGAAAUUCAUGUAUGACUGUGUUACUGGUGUUUGUAUUGAAAAUGCAUAUGGUUGUAUCAUGGCUGAUGAAAUGGGGCUUGGAAAAACAUUACAGUGUAUUACACUAAUGUGGACACUUUUAAGACAAAGUCCUGAUUGUAAACCUAUGAUUGACAAAGCAAUAGUUGUAGCUCCUAGUAGUCUUGUUAAAAACUGGUACAAUGAGAUAUAUAAAUGGUUAGGUGGUCGAGUAAACCCUUUAGCAAUAGAUAGUGGCUCAAAAGAUCAAAUAGAUGCAAAUUUGAGAGGUUUCAUGCAGACCUAUUCCUCAAGACCUGUAAAUCCUAUUCUCAUAAUAUCCUACGAAACUUUUCGAUUACAUGCUCAUGUUUUGCACCAAGGGGAAGUUGGUCUUGUUUUAUGUGAUGAGGGUCAUCGCCUUAAAAAUUGUGAAAAUCAAACAUACCAAGCUCUAAUGGGUUUGAAAGCAAAAAGACGUGUUCUCUUAUCUGGGACACCUAUUCAAAAUGAUUUACUUGAAUAUUUCAGUUUAGUACAUUUUGUUAAUCAGGGAAUUCUAGGGACUGCUCAUGAAUUUCGAAAGCGAUUUGAAAAUCCCAUUCUAAAAGGACAGGAUGCAUGUGCAACUGAUGCAGAAAGGACCAAAGGUCAGCAGUGCUUAGAAGAAUUAGUGAAUCUUGUGAAUAGAUGCUUGAUUCGAAGAACAUCAGCUCUUCUAUCAAAGUAUCUUCCAGUAAAAUUGGAGCAAGUUGUAUGUGUACGAUUAACUCCGAUGCAACAGAAAUUGUACAAAGAUUUCAUUAGCUCAGAUUCUGUGAGAAGAGUUAUGAAUGAUGGUUCUAGCAAUAAGGUUUCUCUGUCAGCCUUGUCAUCUAUAACAUCUCUCAAGAAGUUAUGCAAUCAUCCACAUUUAAUAUAUGAUAAAAUUUCAACUCAAAGUGAAGGAUUUGAAAAUGCACGAGAAUCACUACCUUCUAAAUAUGAUGUGAAGAAGGUGUCUCCUGAAUUUUCAGGAAAAAUGAUGGUAUUAGAUUGCUUACUAGUUCUGAUCAAGACAACCACCACUGACAAAGUUGUGUUAGUGUCAAAUUAUACUCAGACUUUGGAUUUAUUUGAACAGUUGUGUCAUUUGCGCAAGUAUAAUUAUGUGCGGUUGGAUGGAACUAUGACCAUAAAGAAAAGAGCAAAGGUUGUGGAGCGGUUUAAUGAUCCAUCUAGUCCUGAUUUUAUAUUUAUGCUCAGUUCUAAGGCUGGAGGUUGUGGUUUGAAUUUAAUUGGAGCCAAUAGAUUAGUAAUGUUUGAUCCUGAUUGGAAUCCUGCUAAUGAUGAUCAGGCAAUGGCACGAGUGUGGAGAGACGGUCAGAAGAAACAAUGCUAUAUUUAUAGACUGCUUUGCACAGGUACUAUUGAAGAAAAAAUAUUUCAGCGGCAAGCACAUAAAAAAGCUUUGAGUUCAUGUGUGGUGGAUAAUGAAGAAGAUGUAGCUAGACAUUUUAGUUUGUCAGAUCUGCGAGACUUAUUUAAGAUGGAAGAAGGCACAUUAAGUGAUACACAUGAUAAGUUCAAGUGCAAAAGAUGUGUUAAUCGAAUUCAAGUGAAACCUCCUCCAGAAGGAUCUGAUUGCAUUUCAGAUUUAUCAUGUUGGAAUCAUUGUGCAGAUAAAAAAGGUUUAGCAGAUAUUAUAUUAAAACAGUGUUGGGAAGCAGGAGUGUCAUUUGUGUUUCAUCAUGUAUCUCACGAACAAAGAGUUACACCAUAAAAAAUAAUUUUUUACAUUUUUUUGUGAAAUGUCUUCAAAGUUUCUGUCAGUGGAAUUUCCAUGAGCAUAUUCUAUUUUUUGCAAAUAAUUGAAUUGUUAUUAAUUUUUUUAUUUUAUGAUUCUGGUACUUUUUGUUGAAUAUUGUUUUUUACAGUUUUCCGUUUUAUUGGACCCAAUUUGAAAUUAUAAAAUGUUUUUUUACGAAUUAUAAUAAUUUCCUGAAAACAGUUUUGUUAUAAUUUAUAACAUAGAAUUUGAUAAAAUAAAGUAUUGUAAUAUUGUGUUUUCGUUUCUCAUUUUAACCCAUUACACAAGUUAAUAUUCUCUUUGUCAUUGAUAUGUUGAAUGAAUAUUAAUAUACAUCUUCGCCAACUUGUUAUUUCUCCAUUAUAUUGAUUCGUUUCCAUACAAUGGUCAAUUUCUUUUAGAUGAUGAAUUUUUUGGUUUAUCUUCCUAGCAGAUUCUCCAAAUAAUCCCUUUCCCUUUCUAAAACAUAUAUUAGAUGAAUAAUAGGUUUGUGUCUGUGCUGACACUUGGUAGGUCACUGGAUCCGGCAGAGAGUAUACAGAGCACGAAAUUUAGUGGUUAUUCCGUGUAGCGCUGGAGAUGAGCAACAAAAGACAAUGGUGUUUUCGUUGUGCAUGUUCCCGAAUCUCGAGUAAUUCGUCUUAAUGGUUGGGUGCUACGACGUGAAUUAAUUGAGUCGAUUUUCGAGCGACAGGCUUCAGGAGCCAUUUUAAUUACUCGAGUUAUGUGUGUUAAGAAGAAAUAUAUCAAAGGAAUUUUCUAAAGAAAACGAUUUUACAAUUACUUUGUUCUUAAGCUAUGGUAAUUUUUUAGGUUAACCAUGGCUUCUGCUUUGGAACAAUUUGUGAACAAUGUUCGUACCCUUUCGGCGCAAGGAAAUUUCAGGGAGCUGUGUGAAAUGUUGAAUAAAUCAACAGAAGUUCUCAUGAAAAAUGGCCAACAUUUAGAUAAUGUUCUGGAAACACUAGACCUACAGCAACAUUCUUUAGGUGUCCUUGCUGUCCUUUGUGUUAAAUUUUCAUUACCUGCUUUAGCCACAACUCCAGAUCACCAUGAACUUCUAUUUGCUCAAGCUCAGGAGUUCAUUAUUGGUUGUAAUGGCGAACAAGUGCGAUUUGCUCCUGAUACUUAUGCUGAAUUAUGCCACCUAUUAACACACAGUCUUGUUGAACUGAAAUUGCCUCUUAGAGGAAUAGAUUUAAUGCGCCGUGCCAUUAGAAAAAUUCAGCUCUUUGAUUCACAAUUAACUUCUAUUCAUGCUGACUUAUGUCAACUUUGUCUUCUUGCAAAGUGCUUUAAACCUGCUUUGGAGUUUCUAAACACAGACAUAACUAGCAUAAGUCAAGAGGGAGGUCAGUUUGAUGCAAAAUAUUUUCUAUUGUAUUACUAUUAUGGGGGCAUGAUUUAUACUGCUCUUAAAAAUUAUGACAGAGCAUUAUAUUUCUUUGAAGUAGCUAUUACUACUCCUGCAAUGGCAGUGUCCCAUGUUAUGCUUGAAGCAUAUAAGAAAUAUAUACUGGUUUCCCUUAUUCUUCAUGGAAAAGUGCUAAACAUCCCAAAGUAUACAUCUCAAGUUGUUGGUAGGUUUAUUAAACCUUUGAGUCAGGCUUACCAUGAUUUGGCUACUGCUUACACUACUAACAAUUCGGAUGAGUUGCGUACUACCAUCAACAAGUACCAAGAGUCAUUUGCCAGGGACAGCAAUACAGGUCUCACAAAACAAGUUAUAGCCUCUCUAUACAAGAAAAAUAUACAAAGACUGACCAAAACUUUCCUCACUCUUUCUUUAUCUGACGUAGCUAGUAGAGUUCAACUAUCUGGACCUGGUGAAGCAGAAAAAUAUAUUUUGAAUAUGAUUGAAGAUGGUGAAAUUUUUGCUACUAUUAAUCAAAAAGAUGGUAUGGUAAUUUUCCAUGAUGACCCUGAAAAAUACAAUAGUCCUGCUAUGCUUCGUCGUCUUGAAGAAGAGAUGGCUGUGUGUACAGACUUAGAUCGGAAAGUUCAAUCGAUGGAAGAAGAUAUAAUGGUAAAUCCACAAUUUGUAAAGAAAUCAUGUGGUACUCAAGACGAUGAUAUUCCCCCUGCUACAACACAAGGAACAAAAAUUACCACAUAUUCUAUGUAAAUUAUUUACAUGCUCAUUUUUUGUUGUGAUUACACGAUGUAAUUUUACAUGUUACCCUUCUGCCUUUUUUUUGUAAAAUGCCAUUGCCUGUGUACAUAAAACUAGAAGAAAUCACCUUUUCUUGAAAUUCUUUUGAAGACGAAGAUGAGCAAUGAAGUUUCAUAAUUUUGCAAAAUUUUUGGACUUCUUAAUGCUGCAUCCUUGCUUUGCAUUUUGCUGCUUGUUUUUGAUUCAGUCUUUUGAGCAGUAUUAUUACAAUGUUUUGUAUGCAGUUGAAAUCAUUUGUAGUGUCAGUGUAUGGAUGCAGACAUGCUGUUAAUCUGAUCAGAUAUUCCGUAAGAACUCAUACAUUCAAUAAAGAAAUCAACUCUGAUAUUUGGGUGUUUUUAUUUUAUCUGCAUUGGGAUAUUCAAUCUUUUGAUUAUCACUGACAAACAUUUCUGUGAUAGCAUGUUUUCUCUUUAAAAUUUUAUGCUCUUUUAUCAAAUGGUUGCCAUCAAGUUAUAAAUAAUGGUGGCAGCUGGUGCCCCAAUAAACUAGGGAUUGCAUCUCCAUUGAUGAUGGAAAUGUAAUUUCUAAAGUUCAGAACAUUAAUAUGUUGGGAAUGGGUUUUCAUAUAAACACAUGUUUGUACAGAAACGAGAUACACACAUUCAAUAAAAUUAUUUAGAGUUUACAAGACAUUCUCAAUAAAUUGAAAGC